AAAACAGCGGAUAAAAUAACUUGUACCUUGUCAACUGGAGAGAAUGAAUACGGAUACGGGUCGAGGAUAACGGACACUAAACCAAUGGAAUUAGCCGUCCAUUUAUUUUAGUCUUUGCAGAACACUCCGCAUCUUCAAGAAUAUCCCCUCACUCUCUCCGACCAUCUAAAAACAAUCUCGGCGGACCUCCCACUAAAUACUAACCCAGCAUAACAUCUAAACUACUAGACCCCAAAAAUCCAUCAACCAACCAAGUCAUCAUUUCUCAAUGGACAGCAACGGGAAAAUAGUUCUCAUCACCGGCUGCGCAAAGGGCGGCAUAGGCUGCCGCGUUGUUGCUUCUGACCUUGCUCAUCGCCUCUCGGGCAUCAUCGACGAGCCUGAUGGCCCUGCUGAUGCUGAGGUGAUUGGGAUUGAUGUUGCUGACGAUAAAAGUGUUGAGCUGGCUGUUGCUGAAGUCUUGGGGAGACACGGGAGGAUUGAUGUGUUGGUUAAUAACGCCGGGAUUGGAUGCACCGGUCCGCUGGCGGAGCUUAAUCUUGACGUUGUGAGACGAGCUUGGGAAGUCAACGCGCUUGGUCAACUCAGAAUGGUGCAAGCGGUUGCUCCAAGCAUGAUCUCCCGUCGAUCCGGUUGCAUUGUGAACGUCGGCAGCAUCGUAGGAUCGGUCCCAACGCCGUGGGCUGGAUCCUACUGCGCGUCGAAAGCCAUGGUCCACGCGAUGUCGGACUCGCUAAGGCUCGAACUCAAACCGUUUGGCAUCCACGUAAUCAAGGUCCUACCUGGCGCCGUCAAGUCCAAUUUCGGCAAGGCAGACACCGAGAAGGUGGGACUACUACAGGAGUGGAGAUUGUACGGAGAGUUCAAGGAAGCGAUCGCAGAGAGGGCACGCGCAUCGCAGGGCGCGCGUGCCACGGAUGCAAGUGAGUUGGCGAGACACGUGGCGAGAAAAGUUCUGAGCCGUAAGCCUCCGAGGCAGAUCGUGUUCGGGCAUAUGACGGGUCUUUUCGCGGUGCUCGGUUUAUCGUCCACGUUGAGCGAUUGGUUUUUCGCUAGACGGUUUGGGCUCAACAAGAAACUUCCUUGAUGAUGUACUGCAAUUUUACAGUUCAAG
Molecule: messenger RNA, 1114 nt
Organism: Asparagus officinalis (garden asparagus)
Lineage: Eukaryota; Viridiplantae; Streptophyta; Magnoliopsida; Asparagales; Asparagaceae
Product: sorbitol dehydrogenase-like
Exons: 2
Coding region: 269-1087 (272 amino acids)
Cellular component (GO): endoplasmic reticulum
Source: RefSeq, a predicted model, not a curated record